GCGACCUCCGAACCGGCGUGGCUGCCCCCCACUUACCACGGGCGGCACGCGGGAUAAUCCUCUCCUGUCCACCGGAUCUCAAAACCGACGAGGAUUCCAAGCGGAAGCAAACAAGGCCGACCAUACAGCAGCGCCGUGCACUUCCCAAGUCGGCAUCCCUCUCCCGCCAGAGCUCUACUCCGCCUUAUUCCUCCUCCUCGUCCGGCCUGCUCGAUCGUCUUCGAGCGUCUCGACCUACAGUACUGCACUUCCAGGCGCAGCCGGCCACGGGGCGUCGAUGGCAGCGGCGCUGGCGCUGGCGCGGGAGCUCCUGGACGCGGCGCGCGCGCCGAGGUUCGCGGAGUGGCAGCUCGGCGUGCGCCGCCGAAUCCACCAGCACCCGGAGCUCGCCUUCCAGGAGCACCGCACCAGCGCGCUCGUGCGCGCCGAGCUCGAUGCGCUCGGCGUCGCCUACGCCUGGCCCGUCGCGCGGACGGGCGUCGUCGCCACCAUCGCCGGCCCCGGGGGCGCCGGCGCGGGGCCGGUGUUCGCGCUCCGCGCCGACAUGGACGCGCUCCCCAUCCAGGAAAUGGUCGAAUGGGAGUUCAAGAGCAAGGAAGACGGCAAGAUGCACGCUUGUGGGCAUGAUGUUCAUGUGGCAAUGCUACUUGGAGCUGCUAGACUGCUUCAGUCUCGCAAGAACGAUUUGAAGGGCACAGUGAAGAUUGUCUUCCAGCCGGCCGAGGAGGGACACGCCGGCGGGUACCAUGUCCUCAAGGAAGGCGUCCUGGACGAUGUGCAGGCCAUCUUCGGCAUGCACGUCGAGACAUCCCUGCCGGUGGGCACCGUCGGCUCCAGGCCAGGGCCGUUCCUCGCCGGAGCAGCCCGGUUCUCGGCGACCAUCACCGGGAAAGGCGGGCACGCGGCGGGGCCCCAGCACGUCGUCGACCCCAUCGUCGCGGCUUCCUCCGCCGUCCUCAGCCUUCAGCAGCUCGUCGCUCGCGAGACCGAUCCGCUUCAGGGCGCUGUGGUGUCGGUGACCUUCAUCAGAGGAGGCGAAGCUUUCAAUGUCAUCCCGGAGUCGGUGACCCUGGGUGGCACGUUCAGGAGCAUGACGACCGAAGGCCUCUCCUACCUCAAGAGGAGGAUCAGAGAGGUGAUCGAAGGGCAGGCAGCCGUGGGCCGCUGCACGGCGGCCGUCGACUUCAUGGAGGAGGAGCUCCGGCCGUACCCGGCCACCGUCAACGACGAAGCGAUGUAUGCCCACGCCAAGGCGGUGGCGGAGAGCAUGCUCGGCGAGGCCAACGUCAAGCUGCGGCCCCAGAUCAUGGCGGCGGAGGAUUUCGGCUUCUACGCGGAGAGGAUCCCGGCCGCCUUCUUCGGCAUCGGCGUCAGAAACGAGGGGGCGGGGAAGAUCCACCACGUGCACUCGCCGCACGUGGUGUUCGACGAGGGCGCGCUCCCCAUCGGAGCCGCCUUCCACGCCGCCGUAGCCAUCGAGUACCUGGACAAGCACGCCUCGCCAUAGCCUGCCCUGUAUUAUACUGUGACCAUUUCAAGCAUUAAAGGAGCUUCCUUGAAUAACUGUUCAGACAA
Messenger RNA from Panicum hallii, 1575 nucleotides. RefSeq names its product IAA-amino acid hydrolase ILR1-like 3. The record is from RefSeq and is a predicted model, not a curated record. The transcript has 4 exons. Gene Ontology annotation, biological process: auxin metabolic process. Gene Ontology annotation, cellular component: endoplasmic reticulum. Lineage: Eukaryota; Viridiplantae; Streptophyta; Magnoliopsida; Poales; Poaceae. The coding region runs from base 278 to 1507 and encodes 409 amino acids. Gene Ontology annotation, molecular function: IAA-Ala conjugate hydrolase activity.